This is a messenger RNA of Equus caballus (horse), 7092 nucleotides long. RefSeq names its product SPATA31 subfamily F member 1 (gene SPATA31F1). The record is from RefSeq and is a predicted model, not a curated record. NCBI's taxonomy places the organism in Eukaryota, Metazoa, Chordata, Mammalia, Perissodactyla, Equidae.
UUCUUCCCCACCUGGAACACCUCCUUUCCCUCACAGCCUGCACCUUUAGAACCAACUCCAACGUCACUCUACGCAGGAGCCCUGUCUGACCACCCUGGUCCUCACUAUACCUUCCCUCCUCUGAAAUGGGAUGUGUGUGACCUGGGCUUCACAAGUGAGUAUAUAAUUCUAUUUGUUCUAGAUUGUCGGCUCUUGCUUCAUGUGAAUUAGUCUUAUCUUGGAAACUAGAUUAAAUGGCUUGAGAGCAAGAAGGCAACAUGACUCAUAUGUCUUUGUACCCCUGACACUGCCCACCUUAGGGAUGAGCACAGACUGAGGGCUAACCAUGCCAGCUGGGUGGAGGACUGGAUGCUACAGGGAGGACCAAAUAGCCUCUUCAGAGAUGGUGAGCCCAAGGAUUUUUGGCUGUGACAGACCACGAUCACUAGGCCAAGAUCCUCUCAAGGAAAUGCCAGAAUCCUGGAGUAUUAGAGAAAUAUGACAAUAUCCACAGAGGUCAAGAAGGGAACAUAAACAUGUAAAUAAAUGCACAGAGUAUAGGAGUGAUGGGAUGCAGGGAGCAAUUAGAAAAUGUGCCCUGCUCAAAGACGUCAAAAAAUCCAGGUUAAAAAAAAAACACAACAACAAAAAAAUCUCCCUCAGGGAAACAGUAUACAUCCAGAGCAGAUGAGUAGAUCUAACCACGAUCAGCAACUAGUUUAUGACCUUGAGUCAGAAGUGGCCACUAACCCAUCUCUGCAGGUUGCCAUCACCAUGAACAGACAGAAUUCUCUAACACGGUAACAACAGCUCUAGAAAACUCUUAAAAACUCCUAAACUAAGUGAGUCUCAUUAGUGCCUCCAUGGAAGGCAGUGUUUACAAUCUCUUCUCACCACACAGACUUCCUCCACGUAUGUAAAUUUCAAGGUAGUGCCACCUUGGCCUUUCUCUGCCACAUCAGCCUUGGUCCCUUCACACACCUCUAAUUGCCCGUCGCCCACUGCCUGUAAUAAAAAGCUCUCCAUUUCCAAGCAUAACCAGACUCUGCCCUCCCUCAUCUCGUGUGUGCUUCUAGGACAUAUUUCCAGUAUGGGGGCAGCAGCUGGUGGAGGUUCCUCUGUCCCAGCCACUCGUCCUCAAAAGUGCCCUGUGUCCCUAAACACUGUUUUCUGCGGAUGGGUGACCAGACAGUUGUCGUGAAGGACAGAGCUGAGCCACCGGGCUGGUGUAGGGUGUGGAGAGUGAAGACAAAGUGGGAGCAGACACUGCCUGGGAGUGGGCACCUUUGGGCUGAGGCUCGGCAACCCUUACAGACAACCAGACACCCACACCUACAGACUGCAUCAACACAUAAGCUUCCUGAAGACAGGUCAAGACUCUGUCACUACACCUGCUUGUGAAACAGAAGGGCUCUGUGAUGCAGUCCGCUCACCUGGUUCCGUCUUCUGUGAGGCGUACCACUGGGAGUCAUCAGGUACCAGAACCCUGACUGCCUAGAGAGAAGGAUGGUUGAUCUCCUCAUGCUAAUGAGGUUUAGACCAUGUUGAGCCCUACUUUUGUUUAUGGCUCCAUCUUCAUUAUUACCCUAAUUAUCUGGCAAGUGAAAAGGAGUUAUGAUGGAUUAAGGUUGGAACCGAAAAGGAGCUGCUGCCAGCGUCACCGAAAAGCCAGGCAAAGGGCUAGAGAGGCAGCAUCAAGAGCCAGGAGAAUUUCCCAGGAGGAAGCUGAGAAGCCAUGGGAACUGCUCUCUGUCAUGAAAAGCCAGGGCUGGCUUCCUCGGGAGGGAAGUGUGCGGCGGCUCCUGUGUGCAGACACCUGCUGCCAAAUCUGCAAUGCCCUGGCUCUGGAGAUUCAGCAGAUGCUGGCGGGUGAGAACAGCCUGAUCUCUUCCACUUCAUCGAGGCCAUCGCAGGGUUCCUCUUGCCUAGAGAUGUUGUCCCUGUCUACUGUGUCUUUCGAGCAGAGUCUGCAGCAUCCUUCUCCACAAUCCAAAGAGCUUUCACUUCCAUCUGCAAUCCCCACAGUGUUGCAAUUAAUGGAUCAGAGAUCCUUAACACAGUCCGCUGCCCAGUCCGCUGGUGCAGUCAGCCUCCACCAUUACUGGGCUGAACACCUCCAGCGGGGGCAGGAAUUGCAAGUGCUAGAGAUGCCCAGGGGCCCAGUGAUAGAGUCUUCUUCAAGAUUUGAGGAGCCUGUGGUUCCAGGGUACCAGCAGAAGAUGAUGCAAAGCAACCCCAACCUUGUCUGUGGGAACAAAGGUCAGCCACCAGUGAAUUCUCAGGUUGCUCUGCUGACCCAGAACACAGAAAUCGCUACCCUGACACAUCCUGUGGGCUUGCAUAUGGUCAGUGUCCUCCCUGCCCACCUGCCAUUCCUCAAUCCUCAUGUCCUGAGGUUUCUAGAGGUACAUAUAAGAAAAUGGAUGCAUUUCCAGAGGUGGGGGCUCCCCCGACGAGUGGAGGAGUCCCUGAGGCACUUUAUGCCAAACCCACCAUUGUUUUACCAACCUGUAAGUGACCAAUCAGUUUCUUUCAUCCAGAGUGAUACUUCUCAGAUCUCUGUUGAGGAAUGUGGGACCAUUUCCUACCAGACCUGGGGUACAUGUAUGGCUGGCCAGCCCACCCAGGCCUUCUGGGUUUCUGAAUGGUCCAUUGUGGACCCAAAACAAAGACACCACUACCAGCAAAUCCCAAACCAUAUGACUCUAGCCUUGCCCUCUGCAGCCCUUAAGGACUUCAGUGGCCUCUAUCCACUUCCUGGGCCACAGGCUCAUGACGCAGUGGGCACUUCAGAGCAGAAAUACAGCCAGCUAUUCUGUGGCCUCCCUUCUCUGCACAGUGAGUCCCUGGUUGAUAUCUUCUUUGGCUCUCAAAGUCUCUCCAUAAAUGGAAACUUGUCCAAGCCUCCUUUGAAGGAUCCUUUUCUCUUCAAGGAGCUCUCCUUCCCUCCUCUGCCAUCUAAAAUUCCACCACACUCAGCCCCACCCUUUUCCCCAUCUUCCCCAAAUUGGGUCACUCCGUCUGACCACCAACAAGCUCAGAUCAAGGUCCCAUUUCUGACACUGGCCCAGUGUCAAGCCCUGGAGUGGAAUCUGCGGCAGAGGCAGCUCCAGCUUCAGUGGGGUUUGCCAGCAGUUUUCCAGAGAUCUCAGCACACUCAGAGCCCCGGGCAGUAUAAGCUCUGUGACAAAGCCCAGUCUCCUGAGACUGGGAAAACUUCUUCGCCAGGGAAGUCCAGCUCAGUCCUGACCAGAGAACUCCGCUUCUUCCCGGAGCAUGGCCGGAGGCUGCUGGGAUUCCACCUCCAGAGGCAGCUGAUUCACCAUCGCUGGGGCCUGCCCCAGAAGAUCCAGCAGUCCAUCCAGUUGUUCCUGUCCCCCACUGACCAGCAGACUCUGUCCUGGAACAGCACGGCCCAGGCCAAUGUGACUGUUCCCCAACCUACAGCCCUAGAGGUCAUAGGGGCUGGUGACCCAUUCUCACCCGUCACGGACCCAGUGUCAGGCCCUGUGCCACACUUCCUCAACCAGGCCAAGGCAAUACUGCAGAGUCACAUCAACUCCAAACGUGGGCAGAUUCACCAGGGCAAGGUCCCUGCCUGUGUCUACAGCUCGUGGGAAUGCAUCAUUCCCGGGGGCCUGGAAGGGGCUCCCUUCACCUGCAUCCCAGAAAGCAAGCCCCUCGAGGGACAGCCAGCCACUGACUCUGAUCUACAACAGGAAGUUACACCCUGGAUGCCAACAGCCCUCGAUCAGCAGCAACGAGCCUCUGCCGAUGCUGUCACUGAACAUCCUAAGCUGCCCCGGGCCCUGUCCAAGGGAGCCCUUGAGAAACUGGAGACGACUUUACGGCACAAGUAUCUGGCCUUCUUGUCAGGGCUGCCCACUCUCUAUUAUGUGGCUCUGUCCCGGGCCACGGCCCCAGCAAUCACUACUCAAGCUCUAACCCCAGAGAAGGUGCCUGGCCCUGUCGGAUUCCCCAAAGAACCUGUGACUCAGGUGACCUCAUCUGAAGAGCAGUGUCGAAGUCCUGGGCCAUGCUUUCAAGAUGCCAACAAGACUUGUGCAGACUCUGCAGAUGAGCUGCAGGCUGAAGUGCAGGUGGAAGGAAUGAUCGAGACCGUGCCUUUAGAAAGCCAGACAGAGCCCGCUAGCCCCUACUCACUCAAGAAACCCAUCUUGGCCAAACUAAACUUCCACCUGAGAAAGAAGAUCCUAGAGAUACAAUUGGGAAUUCCCAUAAGGGCAAAGGCGUCCAGGGAACAAACCGUAGCAAUCCCAGAGAACACAUCCACACAGGAGUCUCCUGGGAGUCUAAGCAAGCCAGGAAAAACACUGCUCCAGGAACUCCCCAGCAGACUAGACACUCUUCGUGCCCCAGAUCCAGCAUGGCUCCACUUUAGAGAACAGCUGGCCAGUGAGUUAAAGGCAUUGCAGCAGAGCCAGAAGCACCCUAGUUGCACAGCAGUGCCCCAUGGUUCUGCCCACUGGGCCUCCAAGAUCUCACAGCCCAGUGAGGAAGCGACAGAGGCCCAGGUGCUUUGUGUUCAGCUGGAGGCCAGUGUGAACCACCCCAGCCCAGUGCAGCCCUGGAGCCCUGAGCCCCACAGCCCUGGCAAGAGCAAGGACUCAGCCCAAGUCCCCAUGCUGGCAGGAAACAGAGAGGACCCAGGGAAACCCAAGUCAGCAGGGGACCUCGGAGAAGGGGAUGCGGGGUUUGGGCUCUCCUCAACAAGAGAAAACGGCCACCCUGCUGAAGCCCAGAGGCCAGAAGGCAUGCUUCUGCACAGGAUACCCGACAGCCCCUGGCGACCGAGACCAAGCUUUCACCUUGACGCUCCCUGUCCACACAGUCGCCAGCAUCGCCCUCAGCUUAAGCUCCUGGAGCUGCCUCCAGGAGUCGCUGGGGGGAAGCAACCCGAGAAGAAUGACCUGCCAAACAGUCAAACCAAGAUCAGUGUCAUCCUCAAACCAGCAGGGCUGCCUGAGCACACCCUGCCUGUGGUGCCCCAGGCAUCCCAGGCCCAGCCUUUCCUGGGCCAACUCAUUCAGGGUCAGCCACGGCAGGGCCAAACUUGGCCAGGUCAGGUUUUGCAGGGGCAGGUGAUGCCAGCCCAUCCUUAUAAGAGGCCCGGCCUUCCAGAAUCUGGCUUGAGAAAUAAGAUGAAAUCCUUUCUGCACUGGAUUAACCCCAAGACAAAAGGCAAAGGGCACAAGGAAUCUGUGUUCUCCACAGCUGAGAAAGUGGCCAGCACCACACAAAAUGUAGAAAAGAGCCUGGCUCCAGCCAAAAGUCCCACGGGGCGACCUAAGAAACCGAAGACAAGAGGGGACCCCAAGGCCCAAUCUCCCCCCACUGAGCAGCACGUGGGCCUGGCCUUCUUGGAUAACCCUCCUUCCUCAGAUGGUAGGCUCCAGCACUGCUCCCACUCCCACCAACUCCACUCUGCCUCAGUCCUGGGCCACCCCCGCCACUGCCCUCGCCACUGUCCUCGAGUGGCGUGUGCCCCCACCCAACCAGGGAACCCACCCUAACUCUCAACUGUCCCCUCAGAGGGAAACAUUGGCCUCCUCCUCAAGAAGCCCAGUGCAACCAACAGACUUUGUAGGCUCCCAACGCCUGCAUCCCUUGAAGAGGACUGAUACUGUCACUUUCCUUACUGUGCAGGUGCGGACGAGCACCACCCGAAAUACACUCCAUAAGUUAAGCAAAGAGUGGUCUGUCUGCGCCUUCUCUCCACCUGGGAGGGUUAAGGGAAGGCAUGGGGGAGGCUAAAAUGUCCUCCCUCUCUAGAGAAUGAGCUUAACCCACACUUAAGCUGGGUCAGCAUUCCACACAACUCCACCCAGCCCCACCCUGGACUGUGGGUAAAGGGACUCAAGCAGAGAAGGAAGCCCCUUGUCAAAGGUGCAUUGAACGUAAAGGUCAGGCUUGAAUUCUAUCGUGGUGUCCCAUGACAUCCUUGGACCCAGAGGAGCAAUGUGGACGUGAGGACAGUACCGACAAGAAGAAGCAGCCAAGAUUCACGCAGGCACAAUUCACUGAGGACUUCUGUGUAGGCCCACAAGCUGGAGGGAAGCUUUUAGAGGAGUGUCACAGUGUUCCACCCUUAAGGAGGUGCUUGGGGUUUAUCAAAAGUCCACAGCUAAUAUGACACAAUGUCAAAAGCAAAUGACCCAAUCUCCCCCUCUCUGCUCCCUGUUGGUUAGUGGUUAGAUCUUUCUGGAGAACUCAUCUGGGAGGCUGCUGUAGCUUUCUUGCCUAUAUCCCACCUCCACUGCCUAUCUGCUGCAUGGAAUGAGUGACACCUGGAAUGAAGAUCACAGUAGGACAUGGGGAAGGACUUGUGCCCCAUCCCACCCCCAAGAGUAGGCAGGGAGAGAAGCAGGGAGGAGGAGCAUGUAUAUGGAGGUCUGAGUACCUGGGACAGAACCUGACAGGUUCCUGACCAGGAUAUGAUAGAGGAGAAAAGCCAAUUUCCCUUGAACUCAAAAGAACCUAGCUCCAGGAAGCCAACCCAAGGUCCAAGUGCCUUAGGGGAUGGAGGUGAAUAAACUGAGUUUCUUGUUGCCCAUUGUAUAAUGAAGAGCAGAGAGUUGAGCCUUGUUGUCCAAAGGCAAUGAAAAUUAAUUCAAAAUUUCUGAACACUCACCCUCCACCCCACCCAACUGUUUCCCAAUGUCAGGGAAUGGUAUAACUAUAAAUCCAUGCUUUUGUUCAGCCCAAACAUGAAGUCAGUCACUGGGUUCUAAUCUUAAUAUCUCUCAACUUUGCCCCCUUUCUCCUAUUUUUACUGACUCUGCUUGUAUUCAGUUUCUCAUCCAUUCUUGCCUAAAUAAUUACAAUAGUGUCUCAUAUCCCCAGGGUUUAGGAUAGUGGCUGGUGCAUAGUAAUACCUUAAUAGUACUUCAAUCCAAAGUCUAGCCUGGGGAGACAGACACAUCAUCACACUAGUAUGAUGAGGGAGUGGAAUGGGGGAUCCUGCCACAGAAGGAAGUACACAGCUGAUGAGGACCCCAGAGGGUCACAAUAAAAACAAUCCUGGGGCCAGCCCUGUAGCUGAGUUGUUAAGUUCACUCGUUCCACUUUGGCGGCCCAGGUUUCACCAGUUUG